Molecule: messenger RNA, 367 nt
Organism: Didymella exigua CBS 183.55
Lineage: Eukaryota; Fungi; Ascomycota; Dothideomycetes; Pleosporales; Didymellaceae
Exons: 1
Source: RefSeq, a predicted model, not a curated record
CGUCAGUGAGCUCCAACACCCGGUAUGUCUCAGUAAGCAUCGGCUUAAAGUAAUGGGCCUGCCCAAGCUAAGCGAAUGGUCAUCGAUCAUGUCACAUUCAGCCCUGACCAUCUCCGCGUCUCGUCCACAAGAUCGAACACACACAAUGCGGACAAGAGUCUCGUGGAUCACCUUUUGAACGACGGCCCUGCUGAGCACAACGCCAAUUUCGUUCGAUAUGACAACGGUAAUGCGUCGACUAAGUAGUCAAGUGCAUGCCAGUCUAGCCACGAUUCAAGGUCGUGAGAGGCUCUGACCGCUAUUCGACACUGAUGUAAAUAACAGUGCUCGGACUUCCGCGUUGAUUGUAGACACACUUGAUUCUGUG